UAACUGUAACUGUCCACCAAGCAAAAACAAAACAAAAUUUAGUAAUUUAUUUUUAUUUCAUCUUUCAUAAUUGAGGAAACAUGAAUCGAUUUUAUCUUUUUCGAUUUAAUUCUUUAUGACAGUUGUUUGCAGUUUUUAAAGUGAUACUAGAAAAAUUACAUUUUGUAGUAUAAUCAUGGCAAAGUCUAGUGUUCGAGAAAAGCUGGAAGAGUAUUUCUCUUCUAUGACUCCAACAUCAAGCCGAUUCAUGGCAGAUAUUAAAAAUUUGAAACAAGGAUUUAAUUGUAAUUGGGAGGAAUUAAAUCAUGAGCAGCAAAAUGAUAUGCUAUGGAACGCAAUUGUAAAACCUGAAGCCAUUAAAAUGUAUCAAGAUAUACCAGAAAAUUCCUUAAACGUAGAGUAUUUUCCGGUGCUUCGGAUACGUCCUGGUGCAAAAAUUAUAGUUGAAGACGAUAACGUUUCUACGAAAUCUUUUGGUAACUCAUGGAGAGAUGAACAUUCUUCCCCUUUUUGCUGGGAAACAAUGAGUCAACUUGGUUUAGACGACGAUGAAACUGAAGAACAAAUCGAGCAAACUGCUGAGAAAACUGCGGAAGUGAGUGAUGCCUCCUGCAUACCUACAUCCACCGAAAAUCAAGAGACAGAUAAAGAAGCAACUCCCAAGAAAACUGAACCCAAAAAAGAAGAGGAAGUGAAAAAAUCAACGAUUAAAAGACCCGAAGUACCUCCACCUCCUGUACCUCCGCAUGCUAGUCCUCCUGUACCACCUCAUGUCACACCUUCACCUCCCCCUCCUCAGAAUGAAACACCAAUCUAUGCUAAAGUUAUGAAACGUAAAUCAUUACCUAAGACUCUGGGUAGUACAGAGCUUAAAGCUCUCAGGAAACAAAGGGAUGAAGCUAAGCCUGCUGUUCCUCCUCGUAUGUCUCUUGAAUUGAAAGGAUCAAUAGAUGUGACAAAGUAUAAGACAUUACCCAUAGAUAUUGAUGAUUUUAUUCCUAAAACUGGAUUUGACUUUCUGGAUAAUUGGUAAUACAACCUGAGUAAUAACUUUACAGUCUUUACUUCUAUUUGAAUCAUCAAUAUUUGUACAUUUGUAAGUUUGUUUUAUUUUCCUAUUUAUUUUCAUUUUAUCUGUAGAUGAGAGAAACAUUUAUGUUUGUAUAUAAUCUUUGUGUAGCUAAAAUUUGUGAUUUUUUUACCUUUAGCUCAAUAAAUGUUUAUUGACUUAAA
This is a messenger RNA of Parasteatoda tepidariorum (common house spider), 1233 nucleotides long. RefSeq lists its product as uncharacterized. NCBI's taxonomy places the organism in Eukaryota, Metazoa, Arthropoda, Arachnida, Araneae, Theridiidae. The record is from RefSeq and is a predicted model, not a curated record.